Molecule: messenger RNA, 1909 nt
Organism: Cyprinodon variegatus (sheepshead minnow)
Lineage: Eukaryota; Metazoa; Chordata; Actinopteri; Cyprinodontiformes; Cyprinodontidae
Gene: napab
Product: NSF attachment protein alpha
Exons: 11
Coding region: 120-1007 (295 amino acids)
Biological process (GO): regulation of synaptic vesicle priming; intracellular protein transport; synaptic transmission, glutamatergic
Cellular component (GO): synaptobrevin 2-SNAP-25-syntaxin-1a complex; vacuolar membrane; terminal bouton
Molecular function (GO): syntaxin binding; soluble NSF attachment protein activity
Source: RefSeq, a predicted model, not a curated record
GACACUGGCUCGCCUGUAGUUGGUGAUGUGACACUGCUCAUGCUAGCACUCGUUAGCUAAGUUUGUUGACUUUCGCAAUAUCUCGCCCCUCCGGACUGUUUGGGGGAAAUCUAGCAAAAAUGGACAAUAGCGGGAAAGAGAAGGAAGCCGCGGCGUUAAUAGCGGAGGCAGAGAAGAAGAUGAAGUCUUCUCAGUCGUUUUUCGGCUCGUUGUUUGGGAGUUCCUCCAAGUUGGAGGAGGCCUGUGACAUGUAUGUCAGAGCAGCCAACAUGUACAAGAUGGCCAAGAACUGGUGUGCUGCAGGAAAUGCAUUCUCCAAAGCUGCUCAUCUUCACCUGCAAAUGCAGAGCAAACACGAUGCAGCAACGAACCUGAUAGAUGCUGGAAACGCGUUCAAAAAAGCCGAUCCACAAGAGGCCAUCAACUGCUUAAACCGAGCUAUCGAAAUUUACACCGAUAUGGGUCGUUUCACCAUCGCAGCAAAACAUCACAUCACCAUUGCAGAGAUAUAUGAGACGGAGUUGGUGGACAUCGACAAGGCCAUUGCUCAUUAUGAACAAGCUGCAGAUUAUUAUAAAGGUGAAGAAUCCACCAGCUCAGCAAACAAGUGCCUUUUGAAAGUUGCGACCUAUGCAGCUCAGCUGGAGCAGUAUCAAAAGGCUAUAGAGAUCUAUGAACAGGUGGGAACAUAUGCAAUGGACAGUACGCUGCUGAAAUACAGUGCCAAGGAUCACUUCUUCAAGGCGGCGCUGUGUCACUUUUGUGUAGACAUGCUAAAUGCAAAGCUUGCCAUGCAGAAGUAUGAAGAAAUGUUCCCAGCAUUUUCAGACUCCAGAGAGUGCAAGCUGUUGAAGAAACUUCUAGAUGCAUAUGAAGAACAGAACGUGGAAGCCUACACUGAUGCGGUGAAGGAGUUCGACACCAUCUCCCGUUUGGACCAGUGGCUCACCACCAUGCUCCUACGCAUCAAGAAGACCAUACAGGACGACGAGAGCGACCUCCGCUGAUUCAACUCCUAGCCUCCAGCAAACAGCUUACAUCCUCAUUUUUGCCUUCAAGCUGGCUCUCGUGUUCCCGCUGCAUUCAUCAUUUUAUGAUCUGUUGUACUCUGUUUUCUGCUGUUCCGCUAUAUGUCUUUGUUGCCUUUUAUUUCCCUUAGAAAAGUCUUUAUAUCAUUCGUAUGAACACUAUCUCCCUGAGUGCUCCUUUGCACCCAGUGAAUCAGUUAUACACUUACUUUGUAACAGGUGUCGGCCUGGUUCUGGUCCGAAUAUUCACAAUUGGGAUGCAAUACCGAAUGAUGAUAAUACCAGCACACUUGUAUGAUAAAGAUUUAAUUUUAUUUUCACUGUGAUGGAUGAGAGAAUGAUAACUAGGCUAACAGUUUGAUUCAUUUGUCCAGAAUAAACUAAAGGAACUGAAAUGCGUUGCCUGCCUGAACCUGUAACAUUUGGAUGUUUUCAUUGUUGAAUGGAGCGCCGCAGGUCCUCUUUAGGCACGUCUAAUUAGAAAGGAUCUGAUUGAAGAGUCCGAGGUUUUUCCCACAGUAAUUAAACCCUCCUCUGCCUUAAGCUGCUCUCAGGUUGUGAACGGCAGGAUUUGGCUAGAAUUCAGUAGUGAUUAUGCUUUGUAGAAUGAUUAGCAGUGAAGUGCAUAUAUGUUUCCUGAUAAGAUAAAAGAAAACAAGCAGUGAUCUUUGAAGUCAUGGUUUGGAACGACUCGUGGAUUUAGUAAGCAGUUUUCUACCGUGUAAGAAUGGUUUUACUUUUGUUUUUUAACACGUUUGUAACCAGGCUGAUAAGAAUCUGUUUUUAUGGCCUGCUGGAGGUGCAAUACAUUUAAAAGAAGAAAAAAAAAAAGCUUUAUAGAUCCGGACACUGUGCUGCCGUCUCCUCCUGAUGAUCCUGUG